Mobula hypostoma (lesser devil ray) is the source of this 1624-nucleotide messenger RNA. It is a transcript of the gene ppp1r27a, whose product is annotated as protein phosphatase 1, regulatory subunit 27a. Bases 96 to 551 code for a protein of 151 amino acids. The transcript is spliced from 3 exons. Lineage: Eukaryota; Metazoa; Chordata; Chondrichthyes; Myliobatiformes; Myliobatidae. The record is from RefSeq and is a predicted model, not a curated record. Gene Ontology annotation, molecular function: phosphatase binding.
AUAGGCGAGUGCGCAAGAGCGAACGGGAGUUCUCACCGCCGAUCCGAGUGCGAGGAGUUAUCUACAGUUAUCCCCCUUCGUCCAAACCGCUUACCAUGAGGUAUUAUUCAACCCGGGCCAGGUACGCGGUGGCUCCCGCCAGCCUGAAGUCCACCCGCGCCGUCCGCUUCCCGAACGAUAUAGUAUUUCAGGAUCACAUUCGGCAAGGCGAUCUGGAACAGGUCGGGCGCUUCAUUAGAGCGGGCAAGGUGAAGCUGGACUCUCUCUACCCGUCUGGAAUGGCAGCUCUCCACGAGGCGGUCCUCACGGGCAACCUGGACUGCGUGAAGCUGCUCCUCAAGUAUGGAGCUGAUGUUCUACAGAGGGACGAGGACGGCUGGACAGCCCUCCACAUAGCCUGCAGUGAUGGGCACACAGAGAUUGCAAAGUACCUACUGUCCCAGGGAGCUCAAGUGGAUUCAGUGAAUGAUGAUGGGGAGCUGCCCGUAGACCUGAUCGACCCAGAAGAUGUCGAGCUGCAGUUGCUUUUUGGGCCCCGAGGGGCUGUUUGAAGAGAUGCCUGAAAUUGUGCAAUGCGAUUCCUUGGAAUCCUCAGCAGUGAUUUGUGGAUGGUGUACUCUAAGCAGCGUACUGUGAAGAGCAAGGGAAGGAGGAGGUCUUCGACAAGGACCCAUGCCACUCCCCCGAGUAUAUUCCCUUUACUUCUUCGUUUCACCAGCGUUGUUUCAUUAAUUUUAUUUUAGCAAGAAGUUUAACGAAUGUUUCUAUUGCAAGGAUUACUGAUCAAAAUUUCCGACUUCCUGCAAUGGACUGACCACUGUGGAGCUCAUGGCCAUUAACCAGUCUUACAUGCACUGGAGUCUUAAAUUGUGGCAGUUCUGUUGUAACUUGUAUUACUUAAAUAACCUCACUUAUUCCAGUGUGAAGCUUUAAUCUUUUUGGUGACUAGUGUUUACUGAAUUUUAAAUUCAGUUUACCAAAUAUAUUUGCAGUUCUCUCUGAAAUCUCCACACUUCCUGUUUCUUCAACACUCUCCUCAAAACCUUCCUCCUUAUCCAUACAUUUGACCCCAAAAAUCUUUCACUGCACUGUUCCCUCUAAGCUGUGUGGGUCCGCGGCCGCACAGUAACUCAAAUGCUCCUGCACACACAGCCUUUGUUGCUGGAAUUUUCUUUUAUAUAAUGUUAAUAUAAUUUUGAAAUCUAUGUUAAUCUAAUUGUGAAAUACCCUGUAAUUAAUUAUGUGUUAAUGAAUAUAAUCCACAAAUUUUCUAAAUGACAAAUGAACCACAUUUAACCUAUUUACAUUGUCAGUGUUUCAAGUUACAAUAUUUACAAAUUGUAACAAUAAACACAGAAUGGAAGUUGGCAGCUCAUUGUUAAUGAACUGCUGGCUGCUGUAUGCCAAUGCAGUUUUCCCACUCAGAGCAAUGGUUGGUCCAUGCAGCUGUCAAAAAAUAAUAAUAGGUUGCUUCACUGUCAACCUCUGUUUGAUUAUUCUUUUGUAAGGCAGCUUGGAGUAUUUUACCAGAAGUUGAAGUUGUUAUGAAUACUGUUACAUGUACCGGACCAUGCUUUGUAUAUUUAUAAAUGAAUAAAGUUAUACAUUUUGUUACAAAGCGUUG